Molecule: messenger RNA, 4110 nt
Organism: Phoenix dactylifera (date palm)
Lineage: Eukaryota; Viridiplantae; Streptophyta; Magnoliopsida; Arecales; Arecaceae
Source: RefSeq, a predicted model, not a curated record
UAGUAUAUUACGCAGACUCUAUUCAAUCAUGAUCGUCGUGCUAUACAUGGGUGGUUAUGAUGGUCCACAGCAGGCGUUCCAUAAUUCCAUGCAGCCACCAUUUUUUCACAAAAAUCAAAGAAAAAAACCACCAAACCAUGGUUUAGAUAGUACAGCAGAUGCUCCUUGUCCGGCGCCGACGUGGGUGACCACGGGUUAGGUAGAACGAGUGGAGACUAGCCCCCUCUGAUCUGAAGAUCUGAAAUAAGAAGACUAGAAGCAGAAGCAAUUCUCAUCAAAGAAUUUUCUACUCAUGGCUUCGUCAAAUAGGAUGGUGCCGCGAUACUUCCUAGCUGGAGGGAAUGGUAAUUAAACUCGUCUCUUUCUCUGUCUCUGAACGGGAUGACCAUUCAAUUGCUCACCCAACCUUCGCUUCCAAGCCACGGAGCCACCGCCUCCACCUCUCCAGCUCUGGUCCUCCAUUGCACCCGACUCCAGACCCCUGAUCUCUCUUAUUACCCCGCCAUCGAAUCCUUCUUCCCACGGCCCCCCUCCUCUUCCUUCCCCAGCCUAAUCCCCAUCUAAGGCUCUCUCUCUCUCUCUCUCUCUCUCUCUCUCUCUCUCUCUCUCGGUGGAGACAUAGGGUCGCCGGUGGCGAAGCCGGAGGAAGGGGACGAGAAGAACGCAGGCUCUUUCUCUCUCCCUCCUACCCAAGUUCAGUGACACCGGCUGGCUCCGGGUCGACAUUUCCCGGCUCUUCAAUAUUGUAGCAAAAAUUCCUGCGAGUGAUCGGAGCCAAGACCCAAGAGUGGUGGGAGAAGCAGAAUGGCAGAGAUUGUGGUGAACUGUUUGAUCGAAAAGAUAGCCGAGGCCCUGUCGUCGGUAGCAAUCAGACGGGUCGGCUCCCUGCUUACCGCCGAGCGGCAAGUCCACUCCAAGAUAGGCGAAAUCAAAGGAGAACUCCAGGUCAUGCAGGAGUACCUCCGGUAUGCCGACAGCUACAGAGGCAGCAACCGUCAAGUAGUCCGAGCCUGGCUCAACGGUGUCAGAGACCUCGCAUUUCAGAUCGAAGACAUCGUCGACGAGUACACCUAUCUCAUGUCUAGACAAAACCGGAGCAAGUUCCUCAAGGGCCACCUCUUCCGUGUCUUCAACUAUUCCCACGACAGGGCUUUGCAUCGCAUCGCCGCUCGACUGGAGAAGGUGGAGAGCAGGCUCAGCCGUCUCUCCGAGACUAACAAUAGAUACGGCCUCAGGAUCCCGGAAGGAGCGUCGAAUAGCUUGAAUAAUGAGCGGGAAAUGGGUUGGCAUCUCGCGGUUUCUGCGCACUUCCUGAAAGAAGAUGAUAUAGUUGGGGUCGAGGAGCAGAGAGAACAACUCAUCAGGUGGCUGACGGAUGAGGAGCCCCGGCGGACGACGGUCUCCGUCUGGGGCAUGGGAGGUGCCGGAAAGACCACUCUUGUCGCCAGUGUUUACAGAGCUCAGAGGAUCAUCGGCCGGUUCGACUGCCGGCUGUGGGUUUAUGUGUCCCAAAGCUGCACGACCGACGAUUUACUGAGAAGAAUCAUGAGUGAAUUCUACCGUGAAAACACGGAGGCCGCUCCGCAUGACAUCAGUUCCAUGGAUCACAGGAUUCUGGUCGAGACAAUCCGUGCACAUCUGCAGCAAAAGAGGUACCUUAUUAUCUUAGAUGAUGUUUGGCAAACGGAUGUUUGGACCAAUGUUAGUGAUGCUUUGUUUGAUAAUAUUGCUGGGAGUAGGGUCGUGAUUACCACUCGGAAGCAGGAAGUAGCCAUAAAGGCGGAUGAUUGUCGGGUCGUAGAACUAAAGCCUCUGAAAGAGGAAGAGGCAUGGACUCUCUUCUGUAAGAAAGCAUUUCAGAGAGAGAAGAUAAGAAUUUGUCCUCAAGAGCUGGGGUAUUGGGCUAGGAGACUGGUGGAAAAGUGUGAAGGCUUGCCCUUGGCUAUAGUGACUCUAGGCAACGUCCUGGCACAGAGUGCAAAGACAGAGUUGGCAUGGAAGAAUGUUCAUGAUAAUCUCUUAUGGGAGACAAGCAAUAACCCGGAGCUCCACAGGGUUUCUGUAAUUUUGAGCCUUAGCAUCAACGAUCUACCGAAUUAUCUAAGGAGCUGCUUCUUGUACUGCAGCAUAUUCCCAGAAGAUUAUUUGAUUGAAAGGAAAAGGUUGAUAAGGCUAUGGGUGGCAGAAGGUUUUGUCAAAGAAGAAAGGGGAGAGAGCUCAAUGGAGGAGGUGGCAGAGGACUACCUCAACCAACUUGUCGGCCGAUGUAUGCUGCAGGUCGUAGAAAGGAAUGAAUUUGGAAGGGCGAGCCGCUGCCAAGUUCAUGAUCUAAUGAGGGACUUGAUUGUGGCAAGAUCAAGAGAGGAGAAUUUCUGUGAAAUUUAUGACAACAAUUCGAGAGGAAAUGCACAGCAUAGAGUUCGAAGGCUUUCAAUACUUGGAGGCAGGGGUGAUCAUCAGUUGAGCAUGAACAUGGAACAACUCUGCUCCUUUCAUGUCUUCUCAUCAUCCUCAGUUUUGUCCCCUCUAUUACUUCCCAAAUUUAAGCUACUGAGGGUCUUGGAUCUAAACUGUGCUCCUAUUGAUAUAAUACCAGAUGAAGUGGUCCAGCUCUUCAACUUGCGCUAUUUGAGCGUACGAGAGACGAAGGUGAGAGAGCUCCCAAAGGCAAUAGGUAGGCUGCGGAACUUGGAAACCUUGGAUGCAUGGCUCACUUGUGUUGAGAACCUACCUAGUGGAACAACAAAGCUAGAAAAUUUGCGGCACUUGAUGGUGAAGAAAAUUCAAUGCAAAACUUCAAGAUACACAAAUAGCGUUACGGGGGUGCAUGCUACUGAUCGAAUAGAUAAUUUGAAGAACCUACAGACACUAAAAGCUGUGGUGGCAGAUGAGGACAUGAUCAAACACCUGGGGAAUCUGACACUUUUGAGAAGAUUAGAGAUAGUAGAAGUGAGACACAUGCACUGCGCUAAGCUGUCCAAGUCCAUUGUGAAGAUGCAACACCUUCGCCACUUGGUUAUCGCAAGAAAAUACAGGCAAGAGACUUUGCAGUUGGAAGCUCUCUCUCCACCACCUCCCUUUCUUCAAAAGCUCAGCUUAUAUGGAAAGCUGGAUCAGAAGGUACUGCCCAACUGGUUAAUCUCCCUUGCGAACCUCACGCAUCUAACACUGCAGUCAUCUGGAAUUGGGGAAGAUUCACUUCUUUUGCUAUCCUCACUGCCUAAGCUUGUGUAUCUGAUUCUUUUCGAAGCAUAUGAUGAUCAGCCUUUGCACUUCAAAGCAGGAUGGUUCCCUCAGCUCAAAGUUCUCCGGUUGCAAGACAUGGCCCAUCUCAGUAGCAUAGAUAUAGAACAGGAGGCACUAAUAAACUUGCAAGAGCUAUUCUUAAUAAGAUGCAGAGAAUUGAAGAUGGUGCCUCUGGGCAUUGAAAACCUCACUCGACUCCAAAAAUUGGAACUUGAUGAUAUGCCCCAAGAGUUAGUGGAGAAGCUGCGUGAUGGGGGAGAGAGCAAGGAGGAUCGCUUAAGGAUUCAACAUAUUCCCGUUAUCAUGAAUUGGGUCAAGAUGGGGGACAGCUGGACUGAGGAAAGGCUUUCGUAGUGUCCACCAUGAUACUCAAUGGCUUAGACAUGGAUAGAGUCUGGAUAUUCCCUUCAAGAAGAGGUUUUGCUAGAUGGUUGUUCCUUUUAUUAAGCUUUCUGGAUUGAAGACUAUUUGUUAAAGCACAGGUUAAUGCCCAAAAGUAUGGUGUGGUUCUCUGGCCUUCUUUUUUUUUUGCUUUGAAUUCUCUGGCCUUCUUCCUCAACAAGAAAGAAAAGAGUUCAGUAAUGUGUCUAUAACAAUAUUACAAGAUGUAUACAUUUUUGCCCUUUUUCAUUGUAAUUAAAUAUUACUACAACUAAUCAAGGUUGUUGCAAAAAGUAUUAGUUAAUUCAAUAACAAUUUGUUUUUUUUCUUCUUUUUUUUUGGUUAUGUGCCUUCAGCAUUAAUAGGGUAUUUAGCUUUGUGGCGUGCAUAGCUGAUAUUAACGGGAGAUUAAAUUUUAUUGAUACGAGAGAAUGCUGGAAGUAUUUCCUCCAUAAAUUGCAUUCUUUCUUUUGUGGCCCAGAU